Molecule: messenger RNA, 3767 nt
Organism: Mustela lutreola (European mink)
Lineage: Eukaryota; Metazoa; Chordata; Mammalia; Carnivora; Mustelidae
Product: inositol 1,4,5-triphosphate receptor associated 2-like
Exons: 25
Coding region: 21-2465 (814 amino acids)
Cellular component (GO): endoplasmic reticulum membrane
Source: RefSeq, a predicted model, not a curated record
AACUAAAUCUUUGCAUAUUAAUGCUGAACAGCUUGGGAAACCACAAAGAAUCUCUUGAUAAAGAAUUUGUCAAAUUAAUAGAGAUUUUGAAGAGAUUCAGGAUGGAAUAUUUGUAUUUCAGAGAAGAAUUUCUUUCCAGGCAGAAUCAAAGAGAAGCGCUUGAACCAGUGCAAGGAGAUGCUGUCAAGCAGGAAGCUGUUGUUAGGAAGAAAGUCCAAGGAACCAGCCCAUGGCCGGAGGAGAGAGCAGAGCAGGUUGAGGAUCGAGAUCCGACAGCCCACUCAGCUGGUGACAAAGCGAAGUUUUUGCUGCAUGAAUUAGAGCAAGCAAUCUUGGAACAACGGAAUCUCCAGGCUAUAAAUACCGAAUUGGUGAACACUUGCCAGACACUUGAGCAGAAGACGAGAAAACUGAAAACAACAACUGAGUCACUGAGAAAGAAGUUAAUUAAAGGACGCCUCCAUGGCUUGUUAUUUCAGAGCUGUUUAGAUGAGGAAUUUCCUCGUUGUGAUCCCUUGUCCUGCUCAGAUGGAAUUCAACAACCGUUUCAAGAAAAACUGAAGCAGUGUUGCCAUAAACGAUAUAGUGGUCAAGAAGCAAGACUACAUCAGACACUCCUGACCUUCAUAUAUACGAGCUGGUAUACACCUCCGCUAGAUGUCUUGCAUGUAGAGAGUCUCACAGCAAUUACAAGACUGGAAUUGACACUUUUCUCAGGUGUAGCCAAAAGAAUCCAGGUUUCAUGUGAAAGGCCCAACUAUGGAGAAUUAGAAGAUGGAGCUUUGGAUGUGACUAGAAGACGCAAGUGCCCAGGCCCUAAAGUUGGCCCCUACCUAGGAUCAGAUCUUUCCGGUUGCAUCAGGAUGAAUGAUGACCUAAAGAUGGAACCCAUGGGAGAAUAUGUUUCAGUUUGUUCCAUGAGCACCUUGGCUACCGCACCCUCCAGUAGACGCUGUCAAAAGCAAAUGGGCUGGACCCUGGAUUUUCAUGAGAAUGGUGUUGACCACUUGUAUUCUGAGAGCCUGCCACAGUCCAGGGAAUGUUCCACACUGUCAUCUCCUGGACAUACUUUGUCCACAGAGAGUAGUACUCUAACUUCAAGUGAUUCUGGGUCAGAAAUUUUGAAUAUGGCUUCUGGUGACCUUGACUGUAAAUCACUCUGUGAGAAAGAGGAAGAUACAAGAUCAGCUUCUGGUAUGAUAAAGAUCACAGGCAAAAGUGCAUCUCCUGAGAAUAUCGCACAGCAAGGCUCUGUGAGUGAGGACAAAACCAUGUUAAAUCUGGAAGCAAAAGAGGAACCAGUAACAAUAGAUGAGCAUAGAAAAGAAUGUGCUGCAAGAGACACUGCUGUUUCCUCUCUUCCUGUAACCACUGUGAAAUCCGUUAACUUUAGACAAAGUGACAACACUUCUGCUAAUGAGAAGGAGGUGGAGGCCGAAUUUCUCAGAUUAUCUUUGGGAUUUAAGUGUGACUGGUUCACCCUGGAGAAAAGAGUAAAGCUUGAAGAAAGAUCCCGAGACUUGGCAGAAGAAAAUUUGAAGAAAGAAAUCACUAACUGUUUAAAGCUUUUAGAGUCUUUAACACCACUUUGUGAAGAUGACAACCAUGCCCAGGAAAUAGUUAAGAAGCUGGAGAAGAGUAUAACACUUCUUAGUCAGUGCACUGCACGAGUGGCCAGUAGGGCGGAGAUGCUGGGAGCCAUUAAUCAGGAAAGCCGGGUUAGUAAAGCAGUGGAGGUGAUGAUUCAGCAUGUAGAAAACCUGAAGAGAAUGUAUGCCAAAGAGCAUGCUGAGUUAGAAGAACUGAAACAGGUUCUUUUGCAAAAUGAAAGGUCUUUUAACCCUCUCGAAGAUGAAGAUGACUGCCAAAUUAAAAAACGUUCAUCUUCUCUAAACUCCAAGCCAUCUUCGCUCCGAAGGGUGACCAUUGCCUCUUUGCCCAGAAAUAUUGGAAAUGCAGGAAUGGUGGCUGGGAUGGAAAAUGACCGAUUCAGUAGGCGAUCAAGCAGCUGGCGUAUUUUGGGGUCAAAGCAGAGUGAACAUCGUCCCUCAUUACAUCGAUUUAUUAGCACCUACUCCUGGGCAGAUGCUGAAGAAGAAAAAUGUGAACUCAAAACUAAAGAUGACUCAGAACCACCUGGAGAAGAAAUAGCAGAAAGGACAAGAAAGCCAAGUCUUUCUGAAAAGAGAAAUAAUCCGUCAAAAUGGGAUGGCUCUUCAUUUUAUGACACAGUAGCUGCCUGGGCAACAAACCUCAAGACUUCCUUCAGAAAGGCGAAUAAGGCACUCUGGCUUUCUGCUGCAUUCAUUGUGCUGUUUGCAGCUUUGAUGAGCUUCCUCACUGGACGAUUCUUCCAGAAGUCUGUGGAUGCUGCUCCCAUACCAGAUGGGGACUCCUGGAUGUCUCUAGAGCAAAUCUUGUGGCCAUUCACCGGACUCCAACACAAUGGACCACCACCAGUGUGACUUAGCACAUCUUAAUGUAUGUGUCUUGAUUUUUAAAGUUUUAGUAUCUGAACUUUGUAAAUUAGUGAUUUUUAGCUGGGAAAUUAUAGCAUUGAACCACAGGGUCUCAGAAGGACUGCAAGAUAUUUAACAUCCCUUCUUUCUGUGAGUUCCUCUCUGACUAAAAUACAAUGGGGAAGAAGCCUGCCUAUGAUUUUUAGUGAGCUUUUUGAGGAGGAGAUAUUCCAUAUUGCUUGUUAAAAUUUAUUCAAAUAGAGUAAAAAGUGAACAUUUUCAGUGGGUCAAGUAUUCAUAAGAAAAAAACCCCACUUUUUAAAAAAUAAAAUUUGAGUACAAAAUGCUUAUUAGAUUUUAAUAACCUUUUGAAAUACAGUCACUCAUUACAUUGCUUUUGAAGAAAUGCCUGAUUUUGCUCUGGGUUGCUUGACUUUUCAUACUGCAUAAAAUCUGUCAGCGGGGAUUAAGAAUAGCUGAGCACUCUGGUCGAGAGUAGCAUAUAGCACACAGAGUCAAUCAGCUGGCAGCUGGAGCUCCUAACUUUUUCCAUGGCUUUUUGGGAAGCAAAAUCCUUAACCAUGUGAUAUAAAGUAGAAUGAAACUCAGUUUCUUCUUUAAGGGCUUCAGAGAAUGUCUCACUGUUUUCAUUGAUCUUGAGCCUUUGUGCUCUGUCACCACUAAACAUUAAAAGGGUCCAAUUAGGUUUCUGAAUAGGUUUUUCACUAAGGUGUUCCUUCAGCUACAGGAAAAGAAAAUUAGAGAAAUCCAUUAAUAGUUCCUCUAAUAGGUAUUUUGGCAGAGUAUAAUUUGAACUCAGUCCCCAAAAUUGCUAAUGUAAAAGAAACACUCUUUAGUGUCUGAUCUCUUAAACCAUGUUUGUAUGUAUGUAUUCAUUCAACAGAGAUUUCUUGAGUAGCUCGUAUGUGCCAGGGAAUGUUCUAGGUGCUGGAGAUAUAACAACAAAGAAGAAAAAACCAUAUUAAUAACAAUUGCAAUAAUAAAAUCCUAUCCUCCAGGAGCAUAUAUUCGAGUGGGAGAAACACAUAGUAUACAAGUAAAUAUGGUGGCUCACUUGCGCUAUCUUUUUUUAUCAGGCAGCAGUAAAUGUGCCAGAAAGUUCAAUUGGAGGCCUGUCUCUGAGAGGAAAAAAGCUUCCAUUUGUUCUCAUUUUGAUGUAAAGAGCUGUCAGGACACUACCCUGAAGUCCAGAGUGUUUGAUACCAUAAUGGACAGUGAAGGUAUAGCCUUUAUAUAGCUUGGUUUUAUAUUUUUGACAAAAUAAACAAAAGUGAAGUUUUAAAACUA